AUGUCUCGGAAUCACAUAAACUUAAACGUCAAUGAUUCCGUAUCUAAUUCACAUCAGAAUUCCAUUUCAACUUCACCACAAAAUAGUAAACCAAUAUCUAACGUGGCAAUAUCACCACAAACAAAAUAUGUUUUAACAUAUAGUCAAGAAGAUAAAUCCUUUCUCGGAUGGCAUGCUAAUACAAUUUCAGAACCAUUCGAUCUUCGUAUAGAUACCGAGUCAUCUAAAUGGGGCGGUAUUAGUGAUUUCAAGGUUUCUGAUAACAAGAUCAUUUUGUAUAAUUAUAAUGGUUUAGCAAAAUUUCACGAUUUGAGGAAUAAUAAAGAUUUUGAAAUUCAAGAUGAAUAUUGUGAAUACAGUCAUACACAUUUUAUUAAAAACGGGAAUAUCUUUACAUUUAAGUGCAAUAGUAGCACUUCAAUAAAUCCUUCAGUUUUAGUUUAUGAACUUACAAAUAAGAAUGAAUUAGCUCAAAAGGCUUUUAAUAUUUUCAAUGAAAAGGAUAUAAAAUUUGGCGGUUUUAUAAGCGAUAGGAUGUGGAUGAUGACAUAUGGUUUAAUUUUUCUAUUGGAUUUAAAUACUUUCCAACUUCAAAAAUUUUCGCUUUUUGAAAUGAAUCUAAAUAUUGAGAAAGUUAAAUUCAAAUUCUCAGAAAAGUUAAUUAUUAUGAAAGUUGCUGAUGAGCAUUAUAUUUAUUCUAAAAACGUAGAACUCAUAAAUUUUCCAAUUGGAAGGAUUGUAGAUUCUGAAUGUCAGGAAUUCGAAUUCGCCGGAAAUAAUGAUGAAUUCAUAAUUACUUUAUCAAAUAAUAAUCAUGAUUGGAGAAAUUCCAUAUUUAAAGAUCAUAUGAAUGAUUUUAAUAAUGAUAAUUUAUUUAUGGAUAUUGAUCAAAAAUAUUCUUCAAUCCAAGAUAAAAUGAAGGCUACUGAUGAGUAUUUAGAAGAAAACAUUCCUAAAAAGUUUAAAAAGACUAAAAAGACUUUACCUUCAAGAAUUGAUAAAGAGAAUAGAAAUAGCUUCUUAAUAGCGUCUAUAUUUUUUGGUUGCUUCCAUCUUUUGUUUGAAGUUCGUCAAUUUUUAUGGAAUCCUUAUAGAUGGUUACUAAAUUUUUGGAAUAUAAUUGGAGAUGGAAGUUUAUUUAAUAAAUGGUCACCUAAAGAUAAUAAAAUUAUGAUUGCUUUAAUGCUUUUAUAUUCAUUUAUUAUUGUUGUGUUCCUUAUGAACUUGUUGAUUGGAUUAUUAAAUAUGGCAAUUGAAGCAGAUAAUGAUCGGGUAACUUAUUUAGCACAGAAGGCAGAGAUUCUUAAAGAAAUAGAGUUAUUAUAUUUUCUUCCGAAUCAAAAACGAUGUUGGAAAUCAUUGUUUCCUGAAUUAAUUUAUUACUAUGCUGAUGUUCAUGAAGUAAAGAAAUUAAUGGAUGAAGGAACUAUAGACUCCGAAACAAAAGAAAUGAUUACAAAUAUAAUUAGGAUAUAA
Funneliformis mosseae is the source of this 1476-nucleotide messenger RNA. The record is from the annotation of a GenBank genome assembly. NCBI's taxonomy places the organism in Eukaryota, Fungi, Glomeromycota, Glomeromycetes, Glomerales, Glomeraceae.